AUGGCUACCACCACCGACCAUCUUUCCGGCCACCCCGGCCAUCUCAACGAGGCCCAGCAGACCGCCCUCACCCAGUUCCGCGAAAACCUCACCAAAGACGCGCUCAUCCCCGCCGACAGGGACACGGUCGUGCAGACCCUCGGCUAUGACCGUUUCGACGACCAGACCUUGCUGCGAUUCUUGAGGGCGCGCAAGUUUGACUUGGUCAGGGCCCAGGCGAUGUGGGCGGAUAAUGAGAAGUGGAGGAAGGAGUUUGGGGCGGAUGAGAUUGCUGCCAACGGUUUCGACUAUCCCGAAGGCCGCGAAGUCACAAAGUACUACCCCCAAUUCUACCACAAGACCGACCGCGAGGGCCGUCCCGUCUACAUCGAGCAGCUCGGCAAACUCGACGUCAACAAGCUCUACGCGCUCACCAACCAGGACCGCCAGCUCAAGAAGCUCGUCAGCGAGUAUGAGCUGUUUUUGAAGGAUAGGCUGCCUGCUUCGAGCAAGGAGAGCGGGCAUUUGGUGGAGACGAGCUGUACUAUUAUGGACUUGUACAAUGCGGGUAUUUCUACCUUUUACAAGGUCAAGGACUACGUCUCUGCCGCUUCCUCUGUUGGCCAGAACAACUACCCCGAAACAAUGGGUCAUAUGUUUAUCAUCAACGCGCCAUACCUCUUCUCCACCGUCUGGUCCCUCAUCAAACCCUGGCUCGACGAAGCCACCGUCCGCAAGAUCCACAUCCUCGGCAAAAACUACAAAAAGGAGCUCCAAGAGUAUAUCCCCGCGGAGAACUUGCCGGCGAGCUUGGGGGGUACUUGUAAUUGUGCGGGAGGUUGCGAGUAUAGUAAUGCGGGGCCUUGGAACCCGACUUCUCAGGCUUAG
Molecule: messenger RNA, 867 nt
Organism: Cryptococcus amylolentus CBS 6039
Lineage: Eukaryota; Fungi; Basidiomycota; Tremellomycetes; Tremellales; Cryptococcaceae
Exons: 8
Coding region: 1-867 (288 amino acids)
Source: RefSeq, a predicted model, not a curated record